Molecule: messenger RNA, 4566 nt
Organism: Monodelphis domestica (gray short-tailed opossum)
Lineage: Eukaryota; Metazoa; Chordata; Mammalia; Didelphimorphia; Didelphidae
Gene: ZC3H14
Product: zinc finger CCCH-type containing 14
Biological process (GO): regulation of mRNA stability
Cellular component (GO): nucleus; cytoplasm
Molecular function (GO): poly(A) binding; metal ion binding
Source: RefSeq, a predicted model, not a curated record
UGGGUAGGAAGGCGACGUUCCUUCCAGUAAUCUUCCUCCUUGCCUCUAGUUCUCCCUUUGCCUACUCCACUAGGCUGGGGGCGGGGACGCGUCGUGCGUGCGGCGGGGGCGGAGUGGGGGCGGCGGUGGCGGUGGCGGCGGCGGCGGCAGCAGGGACUAUCUGGGAGCCGCUGGCGCCCAGUAACGGAGACCGCCGGAACCACCAUACCCCAGCCCGCGCCCCGCUCCGGGACCAUGGAGAUCGGCACUGAGAUCAGCCGCAAGAUCCGGAGUGCCAUUAAGGGAAAAUUGCAGGAAUUGGGAGCUUAUGUUGAUGAAGAACUUCCUGAUUACAUCAUGGUUAUGGUGGCUAACAAGAAAAGCCAAGAGCAAAUGACUGAGGACCUUUCCCUUUUUCUAGGGAACAACACGGUUAGAUUUACUGUAUGGCUUCAUGGUGUGUUAGAUAAACUUCGCUCUGUAACUACUGAGCCUUCUAGUCUAAAAUCUUCUGAGACCAAUAUCUUUGAAAGUAGUCUGCCUUCAAACAAGAGCAGUUUAGGUGGAGGAGAUGAAAGAAGACAUGAGGACACAUUGCUACCUCUUGCUGUUUCUAGCACUCGAUCUGAAAAAAAUGAUUCCAGAGUUUCUACAAGUUCACAAGAUCAUAGAACCUCUUCUAUCAGGCAGCCUUAUGAUGAUGGAACUGCAGCUCGACUAAUGUCAACAGUGAAACCUCUUCGAGAACUAGCCCCCUCUGAAGAUGUGAUUGAUAUCAAACCAGAACCAGAUGAUCUCAUUGAUGAAGACCUAAAUUUUGUCCAGGAAAAUACUCUCUUAUCACGGAAAAAACCUAUUGUGACAGUUACAUAUAGUUCUUCUCGUCCUUCUGUUGAAAUCUAUCGGCCUCCAGGAAGUCGAAAUACAGACAGCAGUGCACAUUUACAUAGGCUGCAUUUGCAGCAGCAGAACAAUAUUCAGACUGGCAAACAACUUGACAUACAGACCAGCAGGUCAUUUGAAACAAUACAUCUAUGUGAAUCAGAAGCAUUUAGUGGCUUAGCUGAGACCUAUAGGCCUAUCACCAAAGCAAACUCUGAUAAAAUAAGCAAUGAGGAAGAAAACUAUCGAAAGAGAAAGUUACCUGUGGUAAGUUCAGUUGUUAAAGUAAAAAAAUAUAAUAAUGAUGGAGAAGAGGAAGAGGAAGAGGAAGAAUAUGGAUUACGUAUAGGUAGUGUGUCCAGCAGCGUGUCUGUGCCAGCAAAGCCUGAAAGAAGGCCUUCGCUCCCACCAUCCAAACAAGCUAAUAAGAACCUAAUAUUGAAAGCAAUAUCUGAAGCUCAGGAAUCCGUUACAAAAACAACCAACUAUUCUACAGUCCCACAGAAACAGACGGUUCCAGUUGCUCCCCGAACUCGUACUGCUCAGGAAGAAUCUCUAAUAGAAGUGGUCCAGGGGCAAAGCAGGCUCCCCAGAUUAAGUCCCCCAAUUCAACUAGAGGAAGCAAAAGAACAGAGUUUAGAAAGAAUUCAAGUUUACAGUGAGAUAAUUAUCUUCAAGAAUUUGAAGAGCUGUCACCUGGAAGAGGGUUCUACUUGGUCUAUUUGGCCCUGGAAGACAGAAUUGGGAGCAAUGAGUGGCGUGACAGAGAUACAAUUGGGUUUGAUGCAAGGAGCUCAACAAAGGCAGUUGUUUUCCCGACUGCAAAUUGACCCAGUAGUGGAGGAAACUUUACAAAUGAGUCAAGAUUAUUAUGAUAUGGAAUCCAUGGUCCACGCAGACACAAGAUCAUUUAUCCUGAAGAAACCAAAGCUGUCAGAAGAAUUGGUAGCAACACCAAACCAGGAAUCUGGAAUGAAGACUGCAGAUACCCUUCGGGUUCUUUCAGGACGCCUCAUACAAACACGAGAUCUCGUACAACCAGAUAAACCUGCAAGUCCCAAGUUUAUAGUGACGCUGGAUGGUGUCCCCAGCCCUCCAGGAUACAUGUCGGAUCAAGAGGAGGAGGACAUAUGUUUUGAAGGAAUGAAGCCAAUAAACCAAACUGCAUCCUCAAUCAAAGGAUUAAAAGGCCUCCGUCCCCAGCAGUCACAGUUGAUGAGCAGGCAGCUUGAUGACCCAGAUGGUAGUUUCUCAAAUGUUGAGAUGAGUGAAUUGAGUAUCACACAGAAACCAGAGAAACUGCCAGAGCGCUGCAAGUAUUGGCCUGCUUGCAAAAAUGGGGACGAAUGUGCUUAUCACCAUCCAACUUCAUCCUGCAAAGCCUUUCCCAAUUGUAAAUUUGCAGAAAAAUGCUUGUUUAUUCAUCCAAAUUGUAAAUAUGAUGCAAAAUGUACUAAGCCAGAUUGUCCCUACACUCAUGCCAGUAGACGAAUCCCAGUGCUGCCUCCCAAACCAGCACCAACACCAACACCAACAUCUUCCAGUAGUCAGCUUUGCCGUUACUUCCCUGCUUGUAAGAAAAUGGAAUGUCCCUUCUAUCAUCCGAAACACUGUAGGUUUAAUACUCAGUGUACGAGACCUGACUGCACAUUUUACCAUCCAGCAAUUACUGUGCCACCACGUCAUGCCUUGAAAUGGACUCGACCUCAAACCAGAAUGUUGUGGAUAUGCUGAAAUUCACUACACUGACUUGUCUGCAUUAAGACCUUUCUCUGCAACAACUGUAAAGCCUCUGAGAGAAAAGUAGCUGCUGCUGCUGCCUCUGGGAAGAGAAACAGCUGACAGAAAACUCCGAUUGACCAUUGUUUCUGUUUUGUUUUAGACAGCUCUUGCCUUACAUAGAAAAUGUUUGGAAAAAUGAUCCUCUGAACUAUCAGAAAAUUUCUGAACCUGUGAAAGAUUUACCUAGUCCAGGUAGCCCAAGUUAUUCUGUCAAUGGUUGCCUGAUCCACCAGCUGUUUUCCUGAAGGCACUUCAUAGACAUGUCGUUUAUAUGAACCAGUGGAGACCUUUAAUUAUAAUGAAAAUGGAACAAGGUUUCAAUUAGAUGAAUGGCUGAUAAAAAUCAUGAGUUGAUGUAUGCUAUACUAUUGGCAAUAAUACUGCCACCUACUUUAUAUUGCCAAAGCAAAACAAGAGCAUUAUAAAAAUCAGUUUUUCCUAAGGAAAUGAGUGACUAGUUAAAAUGUCAAGAUACAGAAAUAAUAUAGAAAUUAAAAUGGAAGAGUAUAAAUGUCAAAUUUAAGUGCACUGAAGUUCUAGCACAACCACUCUGCUAAGCCCUUUAGACCAACCCAGGUAUACCUGAAGAUAACAGCUGUCAGCAGAAAAGUCCAUUUGAAUAACAAAGCUUGGGAUGUCUUUGCAGUAGCUGAUUCUGUUAAGGCUGGGGCCCAAUGUUAGGUCAUAAAAAUCCACUGCAUUCUCAUUAGAACCCACGGCUAAGUAUCUGGAAUCUGGACUAAACCUGAAUAGAGAAGGAAAGUCACUGAAGUUCAGCUACUUAAAAGCAUGAGCUUUUUUCAUUCUUGACCAUAUACAUUUUCUAAGUUAUGGCAAACACCAGAUCUGGACUAAGGUAGCCUCAUUUUAAUUGAUACACAUAACUUAUCAAAAUUAAUCUACUUUUGUAAACAAUACUAGUCUACCAAAAAGCUGUGACUAUAAUGAAGAUUCCACUUUCAGUUCUGAACAGCUUUUUUUCUAGAUUGUCUCCCAAGUCCAUUUAAAAUGUUUAUUGGUGUCUGAGAAUGCAGUCGUCCAGAGCAUCGAUGUAGAGGUAGCAUUUGUUUUCAGGGCCAAUUACCCGGCAGAGAUCUUCUAUGUCGCUGUAUUCACUGAAUCCUCUAAGCACAUUCUUUUCUCCUUCUUAUAUUAUGGGUCUGAGGAAUGUAGCGGAUGGCCCUUCACUUUAUAACAAAAUUCCCAAUGGCUUACGGAAUCAGAUAAAUGGGUUAUCAGAAAACUAAAACUAUUAAUUAUACUUCACUUUUCCUAAUAAGAUAACGCAUUUAUAGUGUUGAAUGGUUUUAUUUGAUUCUUACAGCAAUGCUAUGAGGAUUUAUAAUUCAUACGUGUCUGCUACAUGCCAGGCACUGCCAAAUGCUGGGGACACAAGGGAAAAAAACUAGUCCUUGUUCAGACUAAUGAGACCUUAUGUAAUAACCAUAUACCAACUAUGCAUACGAGAUAAACUGGUGAUGAUAAUCAUCAGAAGAAAGGCAGUAGCAUUAAAAGGGGAUCUGGGAAGAAGGCGGCACGUACAGUUCCUCCUCCCAUGGCUCCUUGCCCAUGGCUGCUCAGGUAGUAAAUACCUAGAAUCCAGCUAUCUCAUGUCUUACAGCCUGGUAUGCUUCCUACCACAUUCAUUUUAUUGCACGUGGCUUUAUUGUGCUUUAAAAAAAAAAUUUUUUUUUUAAACACAUUGAAGAUCUACAGCAACCCGUGCAGCAGGCUAGUCUUUGGAUGCCAUUUUUCCAACAGCGUGUACUCACAUUGUGUCUCUUUCACAUUUGGUAAUUUUUGGCAACCGUUCAAAUGUUUCCAUUAUUAUCUAUAAUGGUGAUCAGUGAUCUCUGCUGUUACUGUUGUAAUUGUUUUGGGGCACAACAAACCAAGCCCAUAUAAAAUAGUGAACUUAAUAAA